Molecule: messenger RNA, 2302 nt
Organism: Salarias fasciatus (jewelled blenny)
Lineage: Eukaryota; Metazoa; Chordata; Actinopteri; Blenniiformes; Blenniidae
Gene: shtn3
Product: shootin 3
Exons: 17
Coding region: 48-2021 (657 amino acids)
Biological process (GO): positive regulation of neuron migration; neuron projection morphogenesis
Cellular component (GO): cell leading edge; cytoplasm; axonal growth cone
Source: RefSeq, a predicted model, not a curated record
GGAAGGGGGAAAAGUGGGAUUAUUUCCUCCCACUGUUGUCGCCUUGAAUGCUGCCCUGCUCUUCCUCAUCUUCAUCAUCAUCAUCAUCACCAUCGCAGAUGGAGGGAUGCGAGGAGGAGAGAGACGCGCACGUGCACACAGAGUGCGGCCGGCUGACGGAGGAGAGGGACGAGGCCGAGAGGCAGCUCAAACACAUCAAGAGAGUGUCUCAGAUGGUGAUCGAGGAGGUGAGCGUCCUGCAGACUCAGCUCGAGAUCGAAAAGUCGUGUCGAGAGAAUGCAGAAGCCUUGGCAACAAAGCUGAACUGUGAGAACAGGAAGUUGAAGUACCUCAGUCUGUCGUCCAGACCGUGUUUGGACGAGCUGCUGCCCAGCAUCACCGACUGUAUCGCCAUGGAAACAGAUGGAGACGGAGCCGACGCCCCGGACAACAGCCCGGACACCUUCAUCCAGUACCAGCAGCAGGUCAAAGACUUAAGGGACACUGUGAGCAGUUUGUUGGAGGAGAAGAAAAGUUUGCUGAGUCAGCUUCACGAGCAGCAGCGUCGGAUAGAAGAACUGAGCUCUGAGUCGGAGAAGAACCAGGCGGAGAUGAAGCAGCUUCAGGAAACGGUGGAGCAGCAGAGUAAAACCAUCAAGAGAUUCAACAGAGUCUCCACGAUAGCGGCUCAGGAGUUCGAGGGGAUGAAGGACCAGCUCGACCUGGAGCAGAGCCUCCGAGUCAAAGCAGAGACGUACGCACACGAGAUGCUGGUGAAGCAGAAGGAGGCGAACAGACAGAGCAUGCUCCUGCUGCAGAGCACCGAGCCCAGCGUACAGCUGCUCAAAGCUCUGGAGGACGUGGCCGCCAUCACCAAGACUCUGGAGGAGGAACGGCUGCAGCACCAGCAGGAGGUGGAGCGGCUGGAGGUCCGUCUGCAGCAGAGCGGCGUUCAGGAGCAGCUGCAGGUUCUGCAGAGACAGCUGGAGCUGCUGGAGGAGGACAAGAAGGAGGUGGAGGGACGACUGGAGCAGGCCGAGAAGAGGAACCAGGAGCUGGAGAGCAGAGUCCACGAGCUUCAGGAGACCCAGGACAACGUCGCCAUGACGACCGACACGAGCCCUCCCCCUCCCCCUCCCCCUGAGCCCGGGGUCGCCCCGCCUCCUGCGCCUCCUCCUCAGCCUCCCCCGCCCCCUCCUCCUCCCCCUCCCCCUCCCCCACCGCCUCCCCCCUCCAGAUGCAACCCCCUCAGCUCGCUGAUUGCCAUCAUGAGGAAGUCGUCCAAAGGCUCCAAAGCUUCAGUGAAGGUGGAGCAGCCUCCAGCUGCCGAAGGCGUGGACGACGUGAAAGUGAAAGCUGUGAACGAGAUGAUGGAGCGAAUCAAACACGGAGUCGUCCUGAGGCCGGUCAAGAGCCAGGAGAGCAAAAGACCUGCUGUAAAACCUCCGGUCAGCUGUGAGGAGAAGCAGCAGGAGAGCGCCAUGGACGAGCUCAAAGGCAUCCUGGAGACGGUGAAGCGCAGCCCGAGUCGAGGCUCGCAGGAGUCCGGCCCGUCGCCUCCGGGACCGAAGAAGGACAGCGAGCUGGAGGUCAUCCUGAGGCGGAGGCGCAACAAGGCUGGAGAGCCGGGAUCGGGAGAUGAGCGUGAGGGCCACAUGAGCCACGUGUCGUCCUCAGACAGCCUGAGCGGGAGACGCACCAGCAGCGACUCGGGGAAAGAGCCCGACGGCUCCGGGGCCCUCGGCGUCCCCUGCGACCCGGCGGGGCCCGGCAGGAUCAGCCCGGACCGGAGGGGGUCGGGCCCGGGGCCCAUCGUGGCUCGGAGGAAGAGCGCCGACGCCUCGGCCAAGCAGAGGCGGUCCUGCAGCUCGCUGUCAGAGAGGGACGCCGUCCAGAGCCCGCUCAGCAACGGCUGCAUGAACAGCGUCGGAGACGAGGGUCGGCCUCUUGAGGAGAGCACGUCCAACGGAGUUGACCACGCAGAAUCCGCAGAGGACGCACACGGCGAGCCGGUGAACGGCAGCGCCGACGCCGAGUGUUAGGACGAGCCCCGAGGAUCCUGGGAUCGAUCUCCAGGAGGCCGACGUGUACAUUGGGAGUGAUAAGACGGAUCCCACGGAUUUGGUCAACUCUGAUAUCUUUGCCUUUUAUUCACUGGGUCAGAGUCGACUUUGUUGUACUUUUGUAUUUGUGUUUCUUAGACUUACACUAACAGUUUCCGAACAACCACUGGAGCACCUGCAGAGGAAUCCUACAAAUACCACGACAGAUGAUUUAUUAACACCGGAUUUAUUCCCAGUAAAACUUCCUGAACACACAACGC